This is a messenger RNA of Penicillium soppii, 1176 nucleotides long. Its product is annotated as heme-dependent oxidative N-demethylase family protein. Lineage: Eukaryota; Fungi; Ascomycota; Eurotiomycetes; Eurotiales; Aspergillaceae. The transcript is spliced from 3 exons. The record is from RefSeq and is a predicted model, not a curated record. The coding region runs from base 1 to 1176 and encodes 391 amino acids.
AUGGCAGCGCCUGUACACCACACAGUCGAUUUCAGUGGACUAUGGCCUCUAGGGCCUACUACAUAUGUGCUUGGCAUCCUCCUGUUGGGACUGACAGCGGGGAUGUUGGUAGUUCGACGAUAUCACAUUUCUAUCGCAAAGAAAAAGACCAAGUCAACUCUUCCAGACCAUAAAGAACCGAUGAUCAUCCCCCUAGAGGAGUUCGACUGGGAGAAGACCGAGCCAUUACAGUUCCGACCAUUCCAAGGGAAAGACAAAUACAAUUUGACCAUGGCGCUCGAGAACCUGAACCCAUCGGAUCUCAUACAAAUAGAUAAAACAUACAAGGAUCGGAUUGCCCUUCGGAUAUCGCUACUUGAAAGACACCAUGAUAUCGUAAUCGCAGUCAACAAUGAUCAAGAUCUGCGUGUUCAGUCCGCCGUUAGCGAGCUAUACACUUUUGUGCUGGGGAAAUACCUCCCAACUCGAUAUCCAAGCAUGUUCCAAGUGAACCUCGAAGACUCGCUCUUCCAAAACUUAGUGACAGGUGACACUUGGCCAACAAGCCUAUCAUCGAAAACUUCCACCAUCCAAGCCCUCGAAAUUCUAACACAAACCGUGGACGAAGACUUCCUGAUCUUAUUGCCAGAACUCUCACCCAAAGAUAACGAUCAACCAAAGUACGUACUGCAAGCAUACACAACCUGUUUCCCGUCUGGCUUCAAUCCUCAUAAGAAGCUCGGUCUACGCUUGGCGGAUAUACACGGGCCGGUGCCUGGUUAUCAUGAUAAGCUUGAGCGUAGUAUGGACCGAUUUUUCGCACGCAUCGAGGUUGGGAAAUACGUCAAGAGAGUCAACUGGAGCAUUACUAUCGACACAGAGCUGUUUGCUGCUUUUGGUGGGACGCACGCUGUAUCGGGCGAGAAGGAGGAAGCUAUUGAGCCUGGGAAACUGAAGGUCGAUCAGACUGUUCUUCGCUGUGAGCGGCAGACACUACAUCGGCUGCCGGUCUCUAAAGCUCUUGUUUUUGCAAUUCAUACUUAUACAUAUCCGAUUAGCCAGAUCAAGGAAGAAGGCUUUGGUGAAGAUCUUGCAAAUGCGGUCGAUGGACUGAAAAAGGGCAAUGUACCAGAUAUGCACGCAUACAAGAGGGGGGAUGUGUGGGGAGAUGCAUUGAAGGAAUAUUUAAGAGGCUAG